Neurospora crassa OR74A is the source of this 306-nucleotide messenger RNA. RefSeq lists its product as hypothetical. The transcript has 2 exons. The record is from RefSeq and is a predicted model, not a curated record. Bases 1 to 306 code for a protein of 101 amino acids. Lineage: Eukaryota; Fungi; Ascomycota; Sordariomycetes; Sordariales; Sordariaceae.
AUGGAAGAACGUAAAGUCCUGGAUGGCUCCUUGGUUGCCGAACUGCCUCAGCACUCAACCCUAGCUGCCUACAAGUGCAAGCACGAGCUGGCGGCAGAGGAGCGCUGGGCACAGGUCCGUGAGGAGAGAAAAAAAGAGAAAGAGGAAGAGUUGGGCGCGACGUCCCGCUUGAUAUACGAAAAUUUUGGAGGUGGGGUCUGUGCAUCGGGUGCCAAGCCAGCCUUGCAAGUUUCGGUGGAUACUGCGUACUAUGGUGAGAUGGUGCUCACGAAGCUCUGGUUGUGGUGGUCCGUGCAAGAUACCUGA